AAAUCCUAGAAGCAAACAACUCACAUUUCCGACUCUCUAGUGUUUCCUGAGAUCGCUUAAGACUAGUUCUACUCGGAAUACCCAAUAUGCGCGUCACUCAUCGUUCAUGCAUUUCAAGAUUGCGGCGCGGUCUCCAUUACUCGCGCGCAUUUCUUGGAGCGAAUGAAUCAAGAAGAACGGCGGAAUCCUCUACUACCCUCGCGUCACGGCCGUUAAGCCGGAGAACGCACCCGAGGCAAAAUGCUACGACCAGAAUUAGCCUUUCCAGACCAGAACCCUCAGGAUACGAUACCGCCGACGCCAUCUUCAAAGCUAGGAAAUACCCACUGCUCGCCGCUGGGGUGGUUGCGCUUGGCGGUGGUAUAUAUGUCAGCAUGAUGAUAUCGUCGUUUGCGGGUGAACCCUCAGCAGAUCUCGAAGCUUCUCCGACUGGUCGGCCACCCCAAUUCACUCGCGAAUCUGCUCGCCAGUUCGACUCCAGCCUCGAUGCGUCUGAAGAGGCCAUGGGUAUUAUAUCACUGCGGAAAGAUAUAGGUCGACUUGCCAUGGGCCAUGUCCUCGAGGUGGCGCUUGGGACUGGGCGCAACUUGGCCUUCUAUGACUGGAGCAGUAUAGUCCCUUCGCAAAAUAAUAUGGCGCCAGAGAAGCCAGAUGCCCCGCAGCAAGCUAUACUUUCUUUUACAGGUGUUGACAUAUCGGCAGAUAUGCUAGGGGUUGCCAUUGACAAGCUACCAAUGGCCGUUCCUGGCAUGAUCGACAUGACUCCAACCGUAUCAGCCCGCACGACAUCAUCAGGUAGUGGAUGGCGAGAAUUCGCAUAUUUUGGCGGAAAGAUCAGAGUCGCACAGUGUGAUAUUCAGGGUUUACUCCCGCCGCCAGAGCCGACAGUCUGCAACGACCAAAAAUACGAUACAGUUGUCCAGACAUUUGGUCUAUGUAGUGUGUCAGAUCCCGAAAAGGUCUUAUCCAACUUGGCAAGCGCCGUCAAGCUUGGAACUGGUAGGAUCAUACUUGUUGAGCAUGGUCGUGGAUGGUGGCGACUUGUCAAUACCCUUCUUGACUGGUCUGCGCUUGCACACUACCGCAAGUAUGGUUGCUGGUGGAAUAGAGACAUUGUCGGAAUCAUCGAAAGCGCAGCUAAGUUAACACCAGGUCUCAGGAUCGUACGACUGGAAAGACCCUUCAUCACGCAAUUGGGCACUACGGUAUGGAUUGAGCUAGCUGUGGACUCACCCAAUGGCAGCGAGCCAUCGCACGAUCCAUGACAACCGUAAACGCACUCUCGAGAGUAUGCCGGAAGAAGAGUUUCAUGCUGGAAUGCUGAAUGGGGGUUUGAAAGGAGAUGUCUUCGUUGCUUUAUCAUUGCUUCAUCUCAACGUAGGCCUAGGCUGCGUCCACAGCCUCAUAUUGUACACUACAAAACCAUAAAUACAAAUGAGUAUCCAUCAUAUCACCAGUCGGGGCAUUUCGACGAAGGUCGCUGUGCUCAGCAGGCAUCAAGCAAACAAUCAAGCUCAUCAAGCUCAAUGUCCUCGGGCUUGUGGUCCCACUCGAGCGAUUUGCCAAACUUCAGCCAGUUAUCUUCUGUGUCUUUUCUAGUGCUCGAUGGUGGGUAAGUCGCUCGGAAUGCCGGACUGGCGAUGAAGUUCAUAGACACUGUUGACCCAGCGGCGAUGUAUGAUCUGUCUCCAAACAGGUCAUCCCGAGCAAGGUCAUCGGCUUGGACAUGCUCUCCACAGCCUGGUAAUGAUUCGCCAGACAGCUUGCGCUUAUGAAGUCCGUCUGCCGUUUGAGUAAAUUCUCUCUCGUCUUUCUCCAAAGGGGGGGAUGCGCUUCUGAUGGAGCGGGGCAUCCGAAAAGUCUUCGAAAAAGACCCAAUGGGCGUGACUGGGACAUUCAUAUCAUCGACCAUGUCAUCAAAGUCGGGCGAAAGAUCGACCUCUGGCGAAGGACUCAACUCACGUCGAUGCGCAUCGUCGUCGUCGCCAGAGAGAGACCCGGUACUCGAGAUCGAAGGAGAUAUGGCAACCCGAGAACGAAGCUUGAGGGCAGUCAUAGGAGGUAACGGCUUGCGGGCGCAUGUUGUGAGAUGAUAGUAGCUUCGGCGUAAAUGCGAAGACUCAAGUUCCUUGGCUAGUGGGCAGGGCGCCAAAGCAGACCAGCAUGGGCGCUUG
Molecule: messenger RNA, 2174 nt
Organism: Verticillium dahliae VdLs.17
Lineage: Eukaryota; Fungi; Ascomycota; Sordariomycetes; Glomerellales; Plectosphaerellaceae
Product: methyltransferase OMS1
Exons: 2
Coding region: 87-1265 (392 amino acids)
Source: RefSeq, a predicted model, not a curated record